Messenger RNA from Saprolegnia diclina VS20, 781 nucleotides. RefSeq lists its product as hypothetical. The transcript has a single exon. The record is from RefSeq and is a predicted model, not a curated record. NCBI's taxonomy places the organism in Eukaryota, Oomycota, Saprolegniomycetes, Saprolegniales, Saprolegniaceae. Bases 23 to 655 code for a protein of 210 amino acids.
CUCGGGGGCACGGUUUUGGCCAAUGGCCUUUGAGAACGGGCGGAUCCAGCAAUUCGACAGCACCAUGUCGGCUAUCUCGUCGUCGGACGGCGCCGUGAGCGGCGGCGACAGCGACGUGGACUCGGGCUACUCCAAGAGUAUUGACUUCGCUGAGACCGGCUCGGACACGGCGCCAAGCACGCCCAAGACUGACGAUGUCUCCGAGGCCGGCACGUCGUCGGACGACGAGCCACUCAGUGUCUUUCGCGAAGGCGUCCGGAAGCGCAAGACGGCCCGACACGGCGACUACCGGUAUACCGAGGUCGUCGAGAGCGAGUCCGAGGGCGAGCCGGCGCGCCACGAGACCUUGCGAGACUACUCGUACGAAGGCGAGCUCGAGAUGCUCCAUGUGCCCCGUAUGGCGUACCCGUUCCCGUCGUACCUCCGCCAGAUUGCGACCGAGAUCACGUCGACGCCCUCUGCUGCGAGCCAGCACCCGUUGCUGUCGUCACCGUCGUCCUUUAUCGCGUGCCAAAACCUGCCAUUGUACCUCCACCGGCGUCUUCCCAAUACACAUGCACCAACCGCACGCAAGCGCGCCCGGUCGCUGAGUUACGAAAGCGACAUCGAUGGUCUUAGCGACGCGUCGAUGCUCAGCAGCCACAGCGACGACUAGUCGGCUCCUCAUUGUCGACAAAACCCGACCACAACAACAACAAAAUGGCAACGUGUUCGCUCCGUAGCUUAGGCCAAGAGGUGCGUAAAGAGGUCGCGGUAAAUGUAAAUGCCCUUGAGAAACGUA